Molecule: messenger RNA, 4369 nt
Organism: Dalotia coriaria
Lineage: Eukaryota; Metazoa; Arthropoda; Insecta; Coleoptera; Staphylinidae
Product: protein tolkin-like
Biological process (GO): proteolysis
Molecular function (GO): calcium ion binding; zinc ion binding; metalloendopeptidase activity
Source: RefSeq, a predicted model, not a curated record
UCGUAACGAGCAUUUCGGGCGGAAUGCGCGAGCUCGCUCAUCGCCGGCUGUCGCGUGUGUUCUCCGCACAUCCAUGCAUAUUCAAAUCGUGGCACAGAGUGGACACGAUAAGCGCCCGCUGCAGCAUCCUGCUGUCCCGCUGAUACGCGCACAUCCAGCGCAGCCAGUGGAUCGCUUGCCGCCUGCGAGCGCUCGUUCAGUGUGUCUCCAUGACGAGCCGAAGCCAAAAGCACCACGAGCGCCUGCAGGGCGAAAGCUUUUACGUCCGCGUAUUAUCCAAAAAGUGCUUCAAUUAAGUUCGAAAGUCGAAAAUAAAAAUCAUAAAACAUGUAAUCAAAUCUAUGAUAAUCAAUCAAAAUUAAAAUAAAUACAGUUUAAGAAGUUUAACUACAAGUGAUCUUUUUGAAACUAUUUUAAUUUUAUUUAAUGGUACGAGAUGUAGUGCAAUGUGCGUGACUAUAACUUAACACAAACAUCGACAAUAACAAUAACAAUACAUCAAUAAGUCUCGUCUAACACGCUAAUACUAGUGAUGCUUUGUCCUGCGCGCGAAUCGAAAAUGCGCGUGUAAUGUGCGAUCGCAUCCACGUGCACAAAAACGCAAAAAAUGUUCAACGCGCUGCGGUGGCGCGUGCUACUCUCCAGCAUGCUGCUGGUUGUAGGCGUUGCCUGCUUCGACGAGGAGGAUAUCCCGAAAUUUAAGUUUUCCGCUGAUGAACUGCUGCAUAUGAAUUUUCCGCCGAAGAGCAGUAAUGAUUUAGAUCUGGAUCCGUGCAAAGCAGGUGGUUUCUUGGGAGAUAUUGCAAUUCCCGAUACACCAACUUCUAAACCCCAAGACUAUCAAAAACAAGUUAAUUCCUUCAAACAAGACGUUCUUGAUGGAUUGCAAAUUGAAGAGGAAGGUCUUUCUGACCUGGUGCGUCGCAAAACCAAAAUUGCCCACCAGCAGCAGCAGCAACAGAAUAUACCCACAAUAUUACCAAGUUACAAUGACCCAUCUUUACUGGUCAAUUCCAAUACUGAUACAAAAACCAAAAAAGACAUUCUUAAAAAACCUACUCCCCAAGAACUUAAUCAAAACAGUAAUGGCCGAAUAGUGUUUCAAUAUGCUACUGAGAAUGCCAAAGAUGGUAAAAACACCAAAGCCCUAACUGAAUUUCCUUCCCAUGAUGGAGGUAUUUCGAGAAGGCGUCGUCGAAAGCACAAGAAACGUCGACGUGGUUCACAAACCUCUUCUAGUUCUGAAACUUCCGAUGAUCCUAUGUUAAGUGAAGAUCCUAGACCCGUUCAUGAAUUUGAACCAAUGUUUGACUUAAAACCAAAAAAAUACGCACCUCAUAGACGUACCACAAGGGCUGCAACUGCGCGUAAAGAACGUGUGUGGGAUUACGGUGUGAUCCCGUAUGAAAUUGAUGCUAACUUUAGUGGUGCACACAAGGCCCUUUUUAAGCAGGCUAUGCGUCACUGGGAAAACUCCACCUGCGUGAAGUUUGUUGAGAGGUCACCUGAUGACCAUCCCAACUUUAUUAUGUUUACUGAACGCCCGUGCGGAUGUUGCUCGUUUGUAGGUAAGCGAGGCAAUGGUCCACAAGCCAUCAGCAUUGGGAAGAACUGUGACAAAUUCGGUAUUGUCGUUCACGAGCUUGGGCACGUGGUGGGUUUCUGGCACGAGCACACGCGACCUGCGGACAUGCACGUGAAUAUCAUUCGCACACACAUAAUGAAUGGCCAGGAUUACAACUUCAACAAACUGAGUUCGGAUGAGGUCAACUCGUUGGGGCUGACAUACGAUUACGAUUCGAUUAUGCACUACGCACGGAACACGUUCUCGAAGGGGACUUAUUUGGACACCAUCCAGCCGAUUGAUGUGCCAGGCCGGAAGCGGCCCGAAAUCGGUCAACGCCUGCGGCUCUCACAAGGCGAUAUCGAUCAGACUAAUUUGCUCUAUAAAUGUCCAAAGUGCGGUCAAACAUUCCAAGCAAACGCCGCACACUUCAAUUCUCCAAAUUUUAACAAUAUGCUUAGUUUUCACGAAGAGAAAUGUGAAUGGCGAAUUACUGCCACCCACGGGGAAAGAAUUGUUCUGAAUAUUACUGAUCUUGACAUUCCAAAAUCUGCUAACUGCUCAGAGGACUAUAUUGAAAUACGUGAUGGAUAUUGGCAUAAAUCGCCAAUCCUCGGAAAAUACUGCGGUAGUGGUAAAAUAAACGAGCCUAUUAUUUCUACAGGUAGUAGAAUGUUGGUCACGUAUGUAACUAAGGAACCCACCAGUCAACGUGGAUUUGCUGCACAUUACGAGGCUGUUUGUAGAGGUGAACUUGAUUUGGAAUCAGGUGGUCACCUAGAAUCUCCUAAUUACCCCGAAGACUAUCAACCUAACAAAGAAUGCGUCUGGAAGUUGACAGUUCCUGAAAAUUAUCAAGUUGCUAUGAAAUUUCAAAGUUUUGAAAUUGAAAACCAUGAUAAUUGUGUUUAUGACUACGUAGAAGUGCGUGAUGGAUUAACAAUGGACAGUCCUGUUAUCGGUGUGUUUUGUGGGAACAAGAUACCACCUGAUAUAAGGUCUACCAGCAACCAUCUUUUGGUAAAGUUUGUUUCGGACGGAUCUGUACAAAAGGCUGGAUUCUCAGCAACGUUUAUCAAGGAAUAUGAUGAAUGUAGUGGUACUGAGCAUGGGUGCGCACAAGAAUGUGUAAACACUUUAGGGUCUUAUGUGUGUGCAUGCAGAAUUGGAUAUGAGUUACAUUCCGAUGGGAAAAACUGCGAAGAUGCUUGUGGAGGGGUUUACCAAAUUGUUAACGGAACUAUCACUUCUCCUUCAUUUCCCGAUCUAUAUCCAGCAAAUAAAUCAUGCACCUGGGAAAUAGUGGCACCUCCCCAAUACCGUAUUACUUUGAAUUUCACAUCUUUUGAUCUCGAAGGAAAUGAAUUGCAACAACAACAAUGUGAUUAUGAUCGAGUGGAUGUUCUUAGCAAAAAUAGAAACCAUGGACCAUUUUGUGGUCCUACUAAACCACCACUUAUUACUUCCGAGAGUAAUACAUUACGAAUAACUUUUAAUAGUGAUUCAAGUGUUCAAAAAAGAGGGUUUGCUGCUGUUUUCUCAGCUGACAUGGAUGAAUGUGCAAUUAACAAUGGCGGAUGCCAACACGAUUGCAUCAACACUUUGGGCUCCUAUCAAUGCGGCUGUCACAACGGGUUUGUUCUUCAUGAAAAUAAAAAAGACUGCAAGGAAGGCGGAUGCAAAUAUGAAGUUACCAAUCAUUACGGAAAUAUAACUUCUCCCAACUAUCCAGAUUUUUAUCCUUCUCGAAAAGACUGUGUUUGGAAAUUUAGUACUACCCCCGGGCACCGUAUUAAAAUUCAGUUCUUCAGGUUUGAAAUGGAACCCCAUCAGGAGUGCUCCUACGAUCACAUUGUUUUCUACGACGGGGAUUCUCCUGAAGCAAAUACUUUAGGAAGAUUCUGCGGAUCAAAGCUACCACAUCCUAUUGUUGCCACAGGCAACCAGAUGUAUAUGGUGUUUAAAUCUGAUCAGAGUGUUCAACGUGGCGGAUUUCUUGCAACACACUCAACAGUAUGGGGUCAUUUGAGCGCCACUACUACUAGGAAUCACGUCUACUCACACUCAAGAUAUGGAAGCGCUACUUAUGAUGAAUACUCAGACUGUGACUGGACCAUCGAGGCACCUCCCAACCAUAAUGUUUAUAUUAAUUUUCUCGAAUUUGAUUUGGAGUAUGAAGAACAUUGUGGGUAUGAUUAUUUAGAAGUGUUUAAUGGACCAGAUGCUAGUGGUAUGUCAUCGGGGAGAUUUUGUGGAAAUAAUAAACCAGCUGAUAUUAUAUCAGUGCAGGAGACACUCCUCAUCCGAUUCAAAAGUGACGAUACGUACUGCCUCAAAGGAUUCUCCAUUGUCUACGAAGCCGUGGAACGUUAUGACAGUGACGAGGAUUCUUAAAUUCAAGUUUCAGCCUCGGCAGCUGCGGUAAAGUCAAAACUUAAGCGAUAAUACUCAGAAUACUGCCAUAUGCUUCCAUAUAGCGGUUUAUUGCGACCAACAUUGUUUGAUCUCUCGUGCACAGCUCAACACAUGUACUCAUUUAUCCUGACGGUUUGUACAUAAGUAUUCAGUUAGAUAAUUAAUCAAUUACCUCUUAAAUCAACGUUUAAGCGACAAUUUUAUGUACUUGUACCAUGUAAUACUAAUUUUAAUUAUUAACGGUAAUUAUUCAGCAUAGUAAACUAUAAAUAUUUAUUUCUAGUUGUUAUACUAGUGUAGAUUUUGUGUGGCUAAACAUUGAUUAUAACCGUUAGAUACGUACUAGUAAGUAUAAUUCAAAAUUAUAAAUAAACACAGAACUCAAAUUUA